AUAUCAAGAGUUCAAAACCUAGGCUUGAAGACGCCACUCCCCAGCCAUCUUCUAAGCUUCCCCUUUUCCAAUUCCCCUCUUUCCUUCUUCAAACACAAUAAUACUAAACACCAUGGUCGGAUCUUCACUUGACACCCUCAAACCCUCCACCACCAUCAAGUUCCUCUGUAGUUACGGCGGCAAGAUUCUCCCCCGUUAUCCUGAUGGUAAACUCCGUUAUCUCGGUGGCGAAACCCGCGUCCUUGCCGUUGACCGCUCCAUCUCUUUUACUGAGUUGUUGUUGAAGCUUGGAGAGUUGUGUGGAACAUCAGUGAGUCUUCGCUGUCAAUUGCCGACGGAAGAUUUAGACGCUCUGGUUUCGAUCACCUCUGAUGAGGAUCUGGCCAAUCUCGUUGAGGAAUAUGAUCGAGUAGCAUCACCUCCAGCUUCUUUAAAGAUCAGAGCCUUUCUUUCACUGCCAAAAUCAUCCAAAAAAAUCUCAUCCUCACCUCCAUCAUCAUCUUCUUCGUCGCCAAAAUCAUCUACUUACACAGCUUCAACUUCUACCACCAGGUUUACCGUUAACGAUAACUGCCUCCGUCAUAUCCCAGCUCCAGUAGCCUUUCCUCUCCACUAUGAAAAAUCUGCCGCAAAGAGUACCACUCCUCAUCAUGCUUAUAAUUGUGCUCAUGGAAACCCUAGCCAGAUCUACCUCAUUCAUAACGGGAACUACUGGCAAUAAUACUCGGAACUGAGACCAGAAAUAUGAAGGACAUUUUAAUUUUUUUUUUUUCAAAAAAGAAAAUAGGCAAAGUUGAAAAAUAUAUAAUAUACAAUAUAUUAUAUAUGUAAUGGCAUGGGACUGUAAAUCUUUAAGGAUUGGUUUCUUUUGAUGCGUGGCCAUUAAUGAAUUUUCAGUCCAAUUUCGUUUUGGAUCCAAAUUUAUGUGAUGGCUAUGAAGUGAAACUGAUUAUGGAGGAGCAAGCUUGAGGCUGAUGGCCAAAGAAUUUCAAGGACUUGGUUUGAAAUAAGUCCUUGAAAUUCGGGACAGGUAAGUAAUUCCUUUUUAUAUUUCCUCUUCUUUACUCUGUUAGCUUCUCAUUAUUAGCAAGCAAUCCAAAAUCUUUUCUUUAAUCUAUAAAUUAAUAUUUCAAGAUCUAUAUUUAUAUGUUUGAUUGACAUCUUCUUUUUGCAAUGGGGCAUCAAUAAAUGGUAUGAGGUGUAUAGGACUUUAUUCAUCUGACCAAUUGCCUCGAGAAAUAAUGUAAUGGAUUGUAGUGAUCGAAAUGGGCAAGGCAGUGGUAGCUAAUUUGGGUUCAAAUCUACACAAAUAAAUCCAAAAAA
Pistacia vera is the source of this 1323-nucleotide messenger RNA. RefSeq lists its product as uncharacterized. The record is from RefSeq and is a predicted model, not a curated record. Gene Ontology annotation, molecular function: protein binding. The transcript is spliced from 4 exons. Bases 113 to 721 code for a protein of 202 amino acids. Lineage: Eukaryota; Viridiplantae; Streptophyta; Magnoliopsida; Sapindales; Anacardiaceae.